CUCUUCCAUGUCCCCUCUGUGAACACAUACCCACUAACCUUUCAGGGAUGCCGUCAUCAGCACUGGGAUGCGCCUCGUCUCGUCGGGGGCGUGGUCGCAGUGGUGGAGCCAGAGGACGAUCGCAUGGAGCCACAUCUCGACCUCACUCCAGUCGACAGUGUACACGGUCCUCUCGAAAUAGGCGAAAUCGAAGAACAUCAUCUGCUACCCCGUCUCAAGCUGUAUCCAACGGCCAUCCAACACCUGUCCAUUCCACGCUCUCCCCUCAAAGCGAAGGAGGUCAAGUUGCUGCGGUCCGAGACGACGACUUUCUAGAGCAGGUGAUCAUGGCCGUCGACAUCAAGGGCAAAGGUGAAAUAGGUUGUGCAUACUACGUUGCGGGCGAGGAGAGACUCUUGUGCAUGGAACAGGUCAUUGGUGGUGCUACAGAUGUCGUUGACAAAUUGAAACUGGACCUUCAGCCGACAACAGUUAUCCUCUCCCUUCGCUCGGACGCUGCCGCAGACUCCGCCGAUUCUCGGCUACGCCAAAACAUAUCUCUGGUGGACGGUGACGACGACCGCCAGCCCUUGCCGUAUCAAAUCGAGAUACGACCGACACCUGAUUUCAACUACGAGGAUGCUCUGAAUAAGUUGGUCGGGCUCUGUUCCUUUGCUGAGAAUCCUGCCACUCAGUUUCUCGUCCCUGGCGACUCCAUGGUAUACGAUGAAAGGCUGCAACCAGAAGAGCUCGGUCUGACAAAGAGACGGGGCAAGCUGAUGCAGAUUUCAUCAUGGUUGAAUCUCGACAACAAAGUUAGCAUUGGCUGUGCUGGUGCCGUCAUAUCCUGGUUGCAGCGACGACGAUCGGCCGCCUACCUCCCAGGAGAUCCGGAUGCCAACCAAACCUUCCGCGUCGCCCGACUCGAGAUGUUCAACCUGCGUGGAACCAUGCUUGUGAACCGCGACACCCUUGUCUCGCUGCAAAUCAUCCAGCCAGAGUCUCAUCCCAACGCAUUCAACCAGGGCCCCGGCGCUUCAGGGGCGAAAGAAUCGCUGUCGAUCUACGGCCUGUUCCAGCACCACGCACGAACCCCGCAAGGCAAGGCACGCCUCCGGCAAACAUGCUUGCGGCCGUCCCUGGAUAUAGAACUGAUCAACACCCGCCUCGACUUCAUCUCCGUGUUCGUCCGGCCAGAGAAUCAAUCGGUGCGUGACCAACUCAGCAAGAGCCUCGGGCGGAUCAAGAACAUGCGCAACACCGUCACCCUUCUGCACAAGGGAAUCGACGGCGGGAGGGCCAAGCAGAACGCGUUCAAAGGCAGCGUCUGGGAGUCCCUUCUCGGCUUCUGCUACCACGCCAUCGACAUUGCAGACACCCUCAGAGAGGCCCUGGGGGCGGAGCACCUCCCACUGUGCGUGCGUGCCGCAGAGUCCCUCGACCGACAUGGCCUCAAGAGGAUCGGCCGCAUGGUGAACGAGAUCGUCGACCGCGAAUCAUCGAUCGACCAGCAUCGCACGGUGGUGAACCGGGGCGUGGACGCGGACCUAGACCAGUUGAAAGACGUCUAUGACGGGAUGGAGGACAUCCUGAACGAAAAGGCCCGCGACAUCCAGCUGACUAUCCCUGCGACACUCCAAAUCGAAUUGAACGUCACCUACCUGCCACACCUUGGCUUCCACCUGACCGUUCCCCGAGAUCCGGCCACAGGCCAGGCGCUCUAUGACGGGCACGAGUUGGGGUGGCAGCUCAUGUUCACCACGCCGGCGCAAGCCUACUACAAGGACGCCACGAUGCACGAGAUGGACCAUGAACUCGGCGAUCUGUACUCUGCAAUCUGUGACAUGGAGGUCGAAAUUGCCUACGCCUUGGCGCAGAAUGUGCUUCGCGACGAGGAUCUUCUGACCGCUGCGUCUGAUAUCUGUGGUGAGCUGGACUGCUUGCUGGCCUUUGCCCACGUCGCGCACCAAUAUCACCUGAGUCGGCCCACAAUGACGGAGGACAACAUCAUCGAGAUCAAGGGGGGAAGACAUCUGUUGCAAGAGAUGACGGUACCAUCUUUUGUGCCAAACGACACCUUUCUCGAAGGAGGGAAUGGAGAAACCGAUCCUGCAGGACCAAGCAUGAUAUUGCUGACGGGCCCCAAUUAUUCGGGUAAAUCUGUCUAUCAGAAGCAGGUUGCCCUGGCUGUCUACAUGGCCCAGAUGGGGUCAUUCCUCCCCGCCGAUUCGGCGACCAUUGGCAUGACCGACAAGAUCCUCACUCGAAUCACAGCCCGAGAGACCGUGUCCAAAGUCCAAUCGGCCUUCAUGAUCGAGAUGCAACAGAUUGCCAUGGCUUUGAAUUCAUGUACCCGACGAAGCUUGGUGGUAAUUGAUGAAUUCGGGAAAGGCACUGAUACAUUUGAUGGUGCUGGCCUCGCUGCAGGUGUGUUCCAUCACCUGCUUUCCCUGGGACCUCAAGCACCCAAGACGCUAGUCGCGACACACUUUCACGAAAUCUUCGAGUUGGGACUCUUCCACGAUGCAAAAAAUGUUGCAUUUGCGCACAUGGAGGUCCAAGUCGACGAAAGAGACAGCCCCUGUGCCGGCGAGGAUAAUAGUCAAGUAACCUAUCUAUUCAAUCUUCGCUCGGGCCGCAGUAAUUUGUCCUACGGCGUCCAGUGCGCAGCAAUGAAUGGCGUCCCAGCUGAAAUUGUCGAGCGAGCUAUUGUAAUAGCGGGAUUGGCGCAACAAGGAGAGGAUCUUGUGGCGGUGUGUUCGGCAUUGAGAGAGGACGAAAUUGAAGCGUUGAGGAGUGCGGAGCGGGCAUCCCGGAUGUUUUUGGGUGAGGAUUUUGAUCGUGACUGGACGGAAGAGGAACUCGUGUCUUCACUGGGCGCCAUGCUGGAGAUUGACACAGUCACCGAGGAGACGAGUAUCUCGGCAUGAGGUUCGCGCGAUCUCAGCUGACAUUUGUGGUGGCAUUCAUCCCCUUUUGUUUGCCCCAA
Molecule: messenger RNA, 2968 nt
Organism: Cladophialophora immunda
Lineage: Eukaryota; Fungi; Ascomycota; Eurotiomycetes; Chaetothyriales; Herpotrichiellaceae
Exons: 3
Coding region: 48-2909 (953 amino acids)
Biological process (GO): chiasma assembly; mismatch repair
Cellular component (GO): nucleus
Molecular function (GO): ATP binding; ATP-dependent DNA damage sensor activity; mismatched DNA binding
Source: RefSeq, a predicted model, not a curated record